Molecule: messenger RNA, 1717 nt
Organism: Morus notabilis
Lineage: Eukaryota; Viridiplantae; Streptophyta; Magnoliopsida; Rosales; Moraceae
Product: AP-3 complex subunit mu
Exons: 8
Coding region: 111-1358 (415 amino acids)
Biological process (GO): endocytosis; intracellular protein transport
Cellular component (GO): cytoplasmic vesicle; clathrin adaptor complex
Source: RefSeq, a predicted model, not a curated record
CCCAACCAAACGCACCCUGAGUGUUUUCCUUUUACCUCUUCCCCUCUGCAAAGCCAAUACCGAUCUAUUCAUUUCAUUUCGAUAGAAAAGACAGAGAAAGAAGAAACAAUAUGUUACAAUGCAUAUUUCUCCUCUCAGAUUCCGGAGAAGUUAUGCUUGAGAAACAGCUCACUGGGCACCGCGUAGACCGCUCCAUCUGUGCUUGGUUUUGGGAACACGCCCUUUCUCAAGCUGAUUCCUCCAAGUUACAACCAGUAAUUGCUUCACCAACACAUUAUCUUUUCCAAGUUCUUCGAGAGGGGAUCACAUUUUUGGCGUGUAGCCAAGUUGAGAUGCCACCUCUGAUGGCUAUUGAGUUCCUGUGCAGGGUAGCUGAUGUCCUCUCUGAUUACCUAGGAGGCCUUAAUGAAGAUGUGAUAAAGGAUAACUUUGUCAUCGUAUACGAGCUUCUGGAUGAGAUGAUAGACAAUGGCUUCCCUCUCACUACAGAACCUAACAUCCUGAGAGAGAUGAUUGCUCCACCAAAUAUUGUUAGCAAGGUGUUGAGUGUUGUGACGGGUAACAGUUCCAAUGUGAGUGACACACUCCCAGGUGCAACAGCAUCUUGUGUUCCUUGGAGAACUACAGACACGAAAUAUGCUAACAAUGAAGUAUAUGUUGAUCUUGUUGAAGAGAUGGAUGCAAUUAUAAACAGGGAUGGGAUCCUGGUGAAGUGUGAGAUAUACGGUGAAGUUCAAGUAAAUUCUCAUCUUUCCGGUCUUCCUGACCUGACUCUGUCCUUUGCAAACCCUUCUAUUCUUGAUGAUGUAAGGUUCCAUCCAUGUGUUCGGUUUCGCCCAUGGGAAUCUGAUCAGAUUCUAUCAUUUGUGCCUCCUGAUGGACAGUUUAAGCUAAUGAGUUAUAGGGUUAGAAAGCUGAAGAGCACUCCAAUAUAUGUAAAGCCUCAGCUGACUUCAGAUGCUGGGACAUGUCGUAUUAGUGUGUUGGUUGGAAUACGAAACGAUCCAGGCAAAAUCAUUGACUCAGUAACUCUGGAUUUUCAACUGCCUCCUUGCGUUUUAUCAGCUGAUCUCUCCUCGAAUUGUGGAUCAGUGAACAUCCUUUCUAGUAAGAAGUGUUCUUGGUCAAUUGGCCGGAUUCCGAAAGAUAAAACCCCUUCAAUGUCUGGAACGCUAGUGCUUGAGACAGGAUUAGAGCGGCUGCAUGUAUUUCCCACUUUUGAAGUGGGUUUUAGGAUUAUGGGCAUCGCCCUUUCUGGUGUCAAAAUAGACAAAUUGGAUAUAAAGAAUCUACCUAAUAAACCUUACAAAGGUUUCCGGGCCCUCACACGUGCCGGAGAAUUUGAAGUCCGAGCAUAAUUCAUUGACAUGAGCUUCAUUUUUCUGAUGAUGCUUGGAUCGAAGAUUUGUUGUCAUGUGGGAAUGUCACCACAAAUAGUGCAUUUUGUUUUUUCUCUUAUUAAGCGGGAAUUCUAUUUGUUUGUUGUUCAAAGCGCUUUUUGUUUAGAGGUGAAUUGGUAUUCUGUUGUCGAGGCAAAAAAGAAAGAAGCUAAAUGUAUUUAGAGACUGCAGCUAGAAUUUUCAUUAUCAUGGUGUAAAAUCUCAGCAAUUUGUUAUAUUUGUUUGGAACGUGAAGCUUACAGAAAUAGUUGGUUUCUUCCUCUUGCUUGAUACAUCAUUUCUAAUCCAGUUUUUUCAUUCAGAAAGACAGUUUACGU